AUGAAUAACCCCCGAUCCAUGGCAAGUCCGCGCAACGCCAACGCCGUCCUGAUCGUCGCGGCGGGCGCGAGCUACUACUACGCGCGCAAGUCGAUCAACGAGCGGCGCGCGGUGCAGGAGGCGCGGGGACAGCGGCCGUCGGAGAAGCUUGAUUGGCGCUCACGAAUAGAGCAGGACGAGAAGAAGAAGUCCGGCGCGGGCUCUGACGCGUCCCCGGACUCGGGCUCUGUCCCUGCCGCUGCGACUGCUGGCGGUGCGCGGGACUCGGAAAAGGGGCCCUCGUAA
Molecule: messenger RNA, 285 nt
Organism: Trametes versicolor FP-101664 SS1
Lineage: Eukaryota; Fungi; Basidiomycota; Agaricomycetes; Polyporales; Polyporaceae
Exons: 3
Coding region: 1-285 (94 amino acids)
Source: RefSeq, a predicted model, not a curated record